Molecule: messenger RNA, 936 nt
Organism: Knipowitschia caucasica
Lineage: Eukaryota; Metazoa; Chordata; Actinopteri; Gobiiformes; Gobiidae
Source: the annotation of a GenBank genome assembly
AUGGACGCUUUGAAAUCAGCUGGGAGGGCGAUCAUACGGAGUCCUAGUAUCGCUAAACAAUCAUGGGCUUCCGGAAGACAUAAAAAGCUGCCGGAGAACUGGACCGACACCAGGGAGACUCUGCUGGAGGGCAUGGUGUUCCAUCUCAAGUACCUGGGGGUCACCAUGGUGGAGCAGCCCAAAGGAGAGGAGCUGUCUGCGGCUGCUGUCAAGAGGAUAGUGGCCACGGCAAAAGCCAGUGGAAAGAAACUCCAAAAAGUGACUUUGACGGUCUCUCCCCGUGGAAUCAUCCUCUAUGACAGUGCCUCCAACCAGCUCAUCGAAAACAUUUCCAUUUACAGAAUAUCCUAUUGCACAGCAGACAAGAUGCACGACAAAGUGUUUGCCUACAUUGUCCAGAGCCAACACAACGAGACGCUACAGUGCCACGCUUUCCUAUGCACCAAGAAAAAAAUGGCCCAGGCCGUGACCCUCACUGUGGCCCAGGCGUUCAGAGUGGCAUUUGAAUUCUGGCAGGCAGCCAAAGAAGAAAAAGAGAAGCGUGUGAAAUCUGGUUCCGACGGAGAAGUGGGAAGCCCCUCUCAGUCGGAGAGCAUGAGCAGCCUGUGCAGCCUGAAGGGAGGAGAGGCAGCCACAGGAAAGCUUCUAGAUUUGGCAGGAGGGGCCAACAUGGCGCUGGUCCACUCAGGAACAAAACGGACGGAUUCUGAUCCCUUCAUGGAGAUCAAUCACGCUGCAGAAAACAACAAUACUGUAUGGGAGUUGGAGGAUGGGCUGGAUGAAGCUUUCUCUAGACUCGCUGAGUCUCGCACUAACCCCCAGGUGCUGGACAUUGGGGUGAACCCUCAGGACUUGAACACAGAAGAGUGUUUGUCUCCGGGGAAAUGGGACCAAGAGGACUUCCCUGCGCACACAGACUUAGGCCUUGUACAGUGA